CCUGACGUCACAAUCAGGCGUCGUCAAAGUUGUCAGUUGCCAAAAUGAAACCCAGAACGAAGAUGCCAUAUAAAAAAGUACCAAGAAGGCCACCACCAAAGGAACGGGUGGAGAACCCCAACUCGCUUUUAUACCAUCCUCAGUUUGAGAAGCUUGUUGGCGAGGACUGCUUGAUAACCUUAAAAUGCAGUAUAUGCCUAGAUUUCUACCACGACCCUACCGUAUUGCCAUGUGGACAUACAUUCUGCAGCAAAUGUUUGAUGUCAAUGGCAUCCCACGUGAGACUGAACCAGCGCGACCUUGAGCCGAGCGAGCAGUACAUCGGCUGCCCCGAGUGUCGCGAGGCAGUGUACAUCAGCAGCCUUGCCAACAGGGAGACAACUCUCAACUACCCCAUCCAGCAGGUCAUCGAGAGCAUGAUGAAGAAGGAAAACGGGCACGGUGGACAAAUCAUAAAUAAACCCGAGAUGGUUGAUGCAAGCACAAGCUACGACAAGGCAGACUUCGAGCAGGUGCGCCGGGUGGAGGAGACUCGCGAGCACGAGCAGCUCAUCCAGGCCGUCAACAAAGAGAUGGACGGCUUCGAACGCGCACUGUCCGGCAGCGGAAGCAUACUGAACGACGCCUUCCUCGACAUCGAGAAGAUCCGCGUCGACCAUCUGGACAGACUGAGGAAGGACGAAGAGGCCGCGAUGAAAGCUCGGGCUGAGAAGAAAUAUAGCGGGAAAACACAAGACGCAACUGACUUCCCACCGAUGCCCACCGCCCAGGCGGCCAUGUUCGACCCAGCAAUCGUCUCCUACUCCAUGUGGCAUCAGCGCCCUCCGCCAGUCUUCAACGACUUCAUUCGGCGCCCUGCUGUGCCGGUCUAUCUGUAGAUUUUAAUACUGAUAGCUUUUUGGACGGAUUUUAUGUUAACGAAACGUUUAUGCGAAUAUGGAUGAGGGACUUUUUGCAAACUGUUGUGGGGGGUUCACGGGAUAUAAACUGACGUUACCCCAAGGUGUUAGGAUAGUUUACAUGUUACUCAGUGGUCGCUGUGUUACACUAGCCCUGAUCAAGCUUGGUCACAAUUUUCGAAUUUGAUACUCAAUGGCAUUAAUUUACACAUGGUGGAUAUCAAGCUAGAUCCAAAGAUUCGUCAUUACUUAAUUAUUGUUAGGAAUUUAGAGUUUAUAGUGUAACUGCACAGUGUAUUUUAGAGAUAUUUACAUCAUUCUGUGUUUAAUGUGUCACGUGCAAGAGGUGUAUUCACUGUACUGUGUCAUUUAUGUAGAUAUGCUUUCCAA
This is a messenger RNA of Haliotis rubra (blacklip abalone), 1289 nucleotides long. RefSeq names its product E3 ubiquitin-protein ligase TRIM13-like. Lineage: Eukaryota; Metazoa; Mollusca; Gastropoda; Lepetellida; Haliotidae. The transcript is spliced from 3 exons. The coding region runs from base 45 to 878 and encodes 277 amino acids. The record is from RefSeq and is a predicted model, not a curated record.